Molecule: messenger RNA, 864 nt
Organism: Bactrocera tryoni
Lineage: Eukaryota; Metazoa; Arthropoda; Insecta; Diptera; Tephritidae
Exons: 1
Coding region: 1-864 (287 amino acids)
Source: RefSeq, a predicted model, not a curated record
AUGGGACAGGAGAUAUCUCAGCAAAAGAAAUGCAGCAUUAUUAGUCGACACAAAACACACCAACAAGCACCACAAACUCUUCAACCACACCCGAUACAAGACGCAACAAAAAAUCCCAAACCUUCUACUACUUUCACAACGUCCAACGGCAAAUACACUAGACACUCACAAGAAUUCCAAAGCGUCUACGCACCUUCCUCGAGCAUCUCGACGACCUCUUCCAGCUCAACCGACGACGAGCACUAUCGCCUAAGACAGAAAUACAAUCUGAAUAAGCAAACUUAUGAGAAAUUCCGAGCGUCGAAGAAACUCAGUCUCAUCAGCAGUACCACCGAUCAGAGUACUAGCACCAGCAAUUCCGCGUCGACCAAUAGCAGCUCAUCUACAUAUCAAAAUUCGAAAUCCAGUGAACCAACGUAUAACAACAUCGUGCGCAAACCAUCACAAUAUAAGCGCAAAAGUUCUUCGAGCACCGAUAGUGGCAUCUACUACGCCUCCUGCCAUUGCGCCUCUUCCUUCUUGUCUUCAUCAGCUACAUCCUCUUCUUCGCUGUGCUCCACAAGCGCCUGUGGCUGCUCCACUUCUGUGGCAUCUUCAUCCAACCAAUCGCGCAGCUCACUCGAUCAAAAGAAAAACUAUCUCUGUAGGCAUUUGUAUAUAAAAUCUUAUCUAGAUAUUUUGGAAGAAGACGAGAAGGCGCGCGCUCAUUUCAAAUCUGCUAAACCGGGCGGCAUACGCAAUUACAAACCGAAGAUUUUGGGCGAUAGCGCGCUGUCAACCAGUGCACCACAGAGCACAGGAUUUAGUAUCAGCAGCAACAACUUGAAGCUGCGUGAGAAGUGUAAGGAGAAUCCGUGGAUUUGA